Penicillium atrosanguineum is the source of this 885-nucleotide messenger RNA. Its product is annotated as class I SAM-dependent DNA methyltransferase. Bases 1 to 885 code for a protein of 294 amino acids. Lineage: Eukaryota; Fungi; Ascomycota; Eurotiomycetes; Eurotiales; Aspergillaceae. The transcript has 2 exons. The record is from RefSeq and is a predicted model, not a curated record.
AUGACAAAGACUAUUCAAGAACAGCUAGCCGAGCAGCCUCAUACUGGUGAUCCUCAACUCGUUCAAUAUGUCGGGACGGUGGAGGCGUAUGAUAAAUGGGCGGAGGUCUACGACACAGAUGGAAAUUUCCUUCAACGCCUCGACACCUUUGAGAUGCGGGCUCUGCUUCCUCAUUUCCUGGACAGAGUGACCGCGCGCUUCCCGACUCAACCGCAAUCAUCUCCACUGAAGCUAGUCGAUUUGGGAUGUGGCACUGGUAGAAAUACCAUACAGCUACUUGAAGCGCUGUCCGCGCGUCGACAGAGCAGCGAGGCUACUUCGUUCCAGGAGGUCGUGGGUCUUGAUGCCUCACCGGGGAUGCUCGAGGUAGCGGGAAGCGCAAUUCAGGCUGCUGUGAGGGAGAAGAAUCUCGCAGAUACUGAGGUGUUGUUGGGAGUCAUUGAUCUUCUGCAAGGUGCAUCAUCAAAGGCGCAGCUACCUCCGUCACUGCAGGCGUCGGGUGCUGCGGGUCUCAUUUCUACUCUCGUGCUAGAACACAUUCCCGCAAAGGGGUUUUUCGAAGCAGCGUCAGCAAUGAUGCUACCUGGCGCCUAUCUACUGGUAACCAACAUGCACGCUGAUAUGGGUGCGAUCAGCCAGGCGGGGUUCACGGAUCCGCAGACUGGGGUCAAGAUCCGACCCACCAGCUAUUGUCACUCCGUUCCCGAAGUGCUAGCGGCGGCCGAGAAGGCCGGGUUCCAGGUGGAGAAUCUUCUUAGCGAGGAAGGAGAAAAUGGGGUUUUGGAAAGAGAAGUUGAUCAGCAGUUAGGCGAGGCGUUAGGUGCACGGGCGAAGAAGUGGGUUGGAAUCAGGGUCUGGUUUGGGAUUUGUUUCAGCAAAAAGUAG